AUGACCAAUCAACAACAACAACAACAACAACAACAACUACCAAUAAUAAUACAAGGAUUUAUUAUUCAAUGGACUACAGAGUAUGAUCCAACACCUUAUACAUUGAUAAAGUUGGCAUUGGUCUGUAGACAAUGGGCUGCCACACUGGUACCAAACAACUUUAUAUCGAUCAAGAGUGGAAACUUCAAUCUGAUAAAGAGAUUGUCAACAAAGCCAAUAAUCAGAGGUUAUCCAGACAGCAGACCAUGUACAUUCUACAAUAUCCAAAUCACUAGAGGUGCCUCCCGCUCAUCGUUCAUCGUCACUUCACCACCUACACAUUCUCCAUCAUCUGCCAUACCCAGUCCGCCUCCACAAACAACACAACAACUACUGCCGAGAGUGCCCAGUGGAAUCGAAGCCAAUACAAUGGGCCAGCUAUCGAAUGGAAACAUGCUACAAUAUGUUCGCCAAUCGAGUUGUAUACAAAGCUUUUCAUUGAUCAACUAUAAUCUUGAAAUAGAACGCAACAUUGGUGGAGAGAUAAGUGAUGUUAUAGCUUUGAACAAGUCUAAUUUGACCAAGUUGGAGUUGGUAAAUGUGGACCUGGCAUCCAAUGGCUCCAGUCAGAUUAUCAAAGCGUUGCUACUUAAUCAUCACUUGACCGAGUUGAACCUAUCUCGUAACUUUAUGCGUGAGAAGGAUGCCAUUGCAAUUGGACAAGUGAUCAAAAGUUCAUCAUUGAUCAAGGUCAACCUCAGCUUCAAUGAGUUCAGGUUAUCCGGCGUCAGAGCCAUCAUAGAGGCCCUAUCAAACAACAAGACCAUAAGGGAGAUCAAUCUAGAAGCAGUAUGCCAUAUGGAUUGUCCUGUAACACCAAAGAUGUCAUCAUCACAGAACAGCCCUGUAACAAUAUCAACCAACCUCUUCUUGAAUAUAAACUCAAUGGCUCCAACAACAUUGUCCAGCAGCUUCUCUGCAUCCUCAGUUGGCACAAGUCCCAGCCUAUCACCAAUGCUACUUGGCUCUUCUUUCGAUCCAUUCACAAGCAGACGCGCCCCAGCAUCCAACAGCUCCCCUACAUCAUCAUCAUCAAUAUCAAUGGAUAGUGGACUUACCGAGGCUAUCUACAACCUAAAGACAAACACAUGUCUCACAUCAAUCAACCUCAGCCACAACACCUUUAGCAAACAAGUCAGCGUUGCACUGUCCGAGUUGGCUCAGUCCUGCCAAUCAAUCACCAACCUUCAACUUAACAAUCUAAAGCUUGAUGACGAUUGUGGCCUCAAACUAGGAUGUGCCAUCAGAGAUACAAGGUCAUUAUCAAGACUAUCACUCAAUCACAAUCAUCUUGGAAGGGAGUCCGUAACAGAGUUGUCCUUCAACAUGUGUCUCAAUGUAUCCAUCACAGAGUUAUACUUGUCCAACAAUAUGUUUGGUGAUGAUGCUGGAUUGGACCUUGGCAACAUGCUUGCCGCCAACAGGACACUGGAAGUUCUUGACCUCUCGGACAAUAACAUUGGAUCUAUCGGUACCAAGUCAAUAAUGGAUGGUCUACAGAUCAAUACAUCAUUAAGACGACUUGUAUUUAACAACAACAAGGCAGGUGAUCUGGGUGGCGAACACAUGGCAACAAUGCUCAGCAAGAACAAAACCCUGAGAGUACUUGAAGUGUGCACUAACAACCUCAGGUCAAAGGCCGGCAAGCACUUGGCCAACAGCCUGGCAACAAAUAACAGCUUAACCUCUAUAAGAUUGUCCUACAACCUGAUGCUCGAACAUUCAGGUAUCGUCAACGAGGACAUCAAAGAUUGCAUCCAAGCCAUAUCAUUGUGUGUCCAGAAGAACAAGACAUUGAUGUGUCUGGAGGUCGAUGGCAAUCACUUCCAAACAGCAGCCGUCCAAGAGAUACAAUCCUGUAUGGAACGUAACCUUACAACAUUGGUCAGAGGUGACAAGAUGCCUGUUGUGCAACCACAACAAGGCAGGACAUGGAAGGUUGGAAGAAGAAGACUGGACAUAUCCUCGUUGGGCCUUCUUUAA
Messenger RNA from Acytostelium subglobosum LB1, 2022 nucleotides. RefSeq lists its product as hypothetical. The record is from RefSeq and is a predicted model, not a curated record. The transcript has a single exon. NCBI's taxonomy places the organism in Eukaryota, Evosea, Eumycetozoa, Acytosteliales, Acytosteliaceae. Gene Ontology annotation, molecular function: protein binding. Bases 1 to 2022 code for a protein of 673 amino acids.